AUGGUUGCUUUAAUUUCUAAGAAGAGAAAGUUAGUCGCUGACGGUGUUUUCUACGCUGAAUUAAACGAAUUCUUCACUAGAGAAUUAGCUGAAGAAGGUUACUCCGGUGUUGAAGUUAGAGUUACUCCAACCAAGACUGAAGUCAUUAUUAGAGCUACUAGAACUCAAGAUGUCUUAGGUGAAAACGGUAGAAGAAUUAACGAAUUAACUCUUUUAGUUCAAAAGAGAUUUAAGUAUGCUCCAGGUGCUAUUGUCUUAUACGCUGAAAGAGUCCAAGACCGUGGUUUAUCUGCUGUUGCUCAAGCUGAAUCCAUGAAAUUCAAGUUAUUAAACGGUUUAGCUAUCAGAAGAGCUGCUUACGGUGUUGUUAGAUACGUUAUGGAAUCUGGUGCUAAGGGUUGUGAAGUCGUCGUUUCUGGUAAGCUAAGAGCUGCUAGAGCUAAGGCUAUGAAAUUCUCAGAUGGUUUCUUAAUCCACUCUGGUCAACCAGUCAAUGAUUUCAUUGACGUUGCUACUAGACACGUUUUAAUGAGACAAGGUGUUCUAGGUAUUAAGGUCAAGAUUAUGAGGGACCCAGCUACCAACAAGGCUGGUCCAAAGGCCUUACCAGAUGCCGUCACCAUUGUUGAACCAAAGGAUGAAGAGCCAAUUUUGGUUGCUUCUGUUAAUGACUACAGACCAGCCGAAACUGCUGAAGAACCAGCUGUUGCUGAAGCCACUGCUUAA
Messenger RNA from Arxiozyma heterogenica, 726 nucleotides. It is a transcript of the gene RPS3, whose product is annotated as 40S ribosomal protein uS3 RPS3. Gene Ontology annotation, molecular function: RNA binding; structural constituent of ribosome. Gene Ontology annotation, biological process: translation. Bases 1 to 726 code for a protein of 241 amino acids. The transcript has a single exon. Gene Ontology annotation, cellular component: cytosolic small ribosomal subunit; nucleus. The record is from RefSeq and is a predicted model, not a curated record. NCBI's taxonomy places the organism in Eukaryota, Fungi, Ascomycota, Saccharomycetes, Saccharomycetales, Saccharomycetaceae.